AUGUACAGCCAGAAUGACGGGCGAAGCAGCAGCACAGCCAGAGCGUCAGCAGCUUCCACCGUACCGCACCGCUAUCCGCCGACCAGCCACCACGCGUACGGUGGAGGGCGCGGAUUUCUCGGCAGCUAUGGCUCGUCCUCCACACCAUCGUCAUCGUUGGAAAAUCAAAGAUCGAUCGAGGGUGGGCACAGUGCGAGCAGUGCGACCGGUACCACGACGACCAGUCUGUUCGGUGAUCCGGUACUUCCCUCGACGAGGCACGCCGAUCUGCUCGGUGGUGAGGAUCUGUACCAGAACCUGAAGAACAACAUCGAGCUGUACCAUGCGAAGCUGUACAAUGAACAGGAACGGCAGCGCCAGGCGGAACGGGACGCACUGUUUGAGCAGUACGCGAAUGGGGCGAGUGGUGUUGGUGGUGGUGGGGGAGGAGGAUAUCGUGCAGUGUCAGCUGUGGGUGGAGGUGCCAGUGGGGGUAGGGUAACAGUGAAUGGUGGAGUGGUGAAACCGAUCGUUGGGAACAAUGUGACGAAUUACAGUGAAAUGCCGGCGAGAAGCAAAAACUUCGGUAGAACUCAGUCGGCAGGCCUUGGCGUGGACCUUAGCAAUAGCAGAUCAAACAUUUUCGACAUGGAUCUGCUGAAACAGAACGAUUGGAUCGAUUUCUCCGAGCACGAGUACCAGCACAGCCUCAUACCCACCAACAGUCGGACCGUGGCCGAUGUGCAACAGUUCACCGGUGGCAAUAUAACGCGCCGGAUCGAAAAUGGCGUCUUCCAGAACCCACGGGCGGCCGCGGCGGCUCGUGCAUCCCGGCGCAAUUCCAUCACCGACUCGAGUGCGUACGGGAUGCGUGGACCAAUGGUGGAUAUGGUGGGUGAUCAUGCAAACGGUACGGCCACCUUUACCGUGCUGGGACAUGGACCGGUCGGCUAUGAGGAAGGAGCAUCGGCAUUGCCCGUUGGAGGUAUGCAUGAUCCUUCCACGUCGAGUGAUGGGAACAGCGAGUUCGAGCGUAUGAUGCGAUACGGGCGUACGGAUCCAUCGACUGCCAUUAUCAGGGAUAAGAUAAACACGGGAUCUAAUUUUAGAGUAUCGGAUGCACGACAGCACAAAAACACCGCCUUUACCAUCAUUAACGAAGUCCUGCCCAAGUCAAGCUCGUUCGAUUUGGCCGGUGGAAACAGAUAUUCUCCGUACCGCGAUAAGCAUCGGCUAGCUUCGUCCCGAAUCCUGUCCGCUAGCUCCGCCACACAAGGUACCUCGAACGUCGGUUUCUACGGGUACGGUUAUGGUGCUGACUUUACUGAGGAUGGUUCCGUCAGUGCACCGCACGGCCAUCGACGACGUUUCAGCAGCUCCGAACUUUCGCUUAGUACGAUCGGAGGACGCGUCAAAGACGGUCACCCGGCCGAAGGUUCGGCUCGAACGAAACGUCCAACGAAAUCGAAAACCUCUCUCUCACUAGCAUCGAAUCCGGGCCGAAGGCAACGCGGAGUGCUCGAGGUGAUCAGCAAAAAAUCGACCGUGCCAAGUGCCAAAGUGACAAUCACGCAGCCGUCAGAGGAUGGACGAUCGAUAACACCGACACCGAGUGAAUCGGGUCUAUCCGGAACGGGGACGGACGGCGAUCGUAUAUCGAUCCCAGAGCAUCAGUUAAAGAACAUGAAGCUGUUUGGCUAUAAACCGUUCUCUGGGAGACCUACGCUCUCGCCCGUACCGGAUAAAGGCUCGAUGGAAAGCUCUCAGGCUGACCUAAAGGAUGGAGCGGGCGGGAGUAAAGACGGCGGUAAAAAGGGAAGACCUGUUUUCAACAUUCGAGGGCUUCUAAUGUCACCCCGCUCGAGAGACAAAAGCAAGGAAACGUCUCCAGCCCGUGCAGAAGACAGCAAAGAACCUUCCGUUGAAAAGCAGACAAAACCGGCAGGCAAAGAUCCCGAACCACAAGCCUCACCACCGAAAAAGCGACGCUUUAAUCUUGCCCGAGCAAUCAUUGAAAGUGCACGCAAAGGAGGAAGCACCGAACCGGAGCCGGAAAAACUUCCCAAACAGCAAAAUGUAAAAGAGGAAGAUAGUGGCGAGAAGCGGAAAAUGGCCCUCAAGAUGAAGUUUGGGAUUGUGCGAUCAGGCGUGCGGAAAGAUUCGGAAGGGAACGGUGUGAAGGAGAUGCGAGCGGAUGGGAAAAAGGGAAAAGGAGCAAAGAGCGUGACUAAAUCAGGACCAGGAACGGCAGCAACGAGUGCAAAGGGUAAAAAGAAAGCUGUUGUAAAUAAGAAAGGAGCGAGGUAUGAGGAGGAGGAUGAUGAUUAUUUCGAUCCUUACCGACAGCGAGAACGUGAGGAGGAAGCUAGAAAAUCGAAAAAGUCCACCGGAGGUGGUGGAAUGUUUAAGAGUGCGCUCAACUACGCUGCAAGCUUCCGUACGCGAAGCGAGCGUGUUGGGACGGCUGGUCCUGGCGGACGUCGAAAGCCGGCCGAUGUGGAUCUUCCCAAGGGUGCAAAAGGUGCUGCGAAAGGAGGUGCGCAGAAAGGUGGAAUGGAAAAACUUACUCCAAAUGCCCGCCGGAGGGAUAAGAGUGCAAAGGCAGGAGAAAAAGACACGCGAGCUAAAGCUGGAGCGCCAGGGAUGAGUGGUACGGGACGUGUGAAAAGUGGAAAGGCACAGCCAAGUGGUGCUGCGGGAAAUAGAGCGAAAUCGGCAGCUGGUGGACGAGGGAAGCAGCUCCGGCGAAGCAGCUCAGCCGUUGGACUCGAUCCUGCCCAACUUCGACGAGCAAACAAACUGUACGAAAAGAAUCAGAAAGCUUCCAUGGGAGUGGGAGGUUCGAUGGGCGCUGGGAAGAGUGCACGAGGUGGGAAAAGCAGCAGUUCUUUAAUCCAAUCGAAAGCGAACCGUCACUCGGACAACGACAUGACGGGCUCGAGUGGAGGGCUUGCGAAAAGUGACAGUCGAGGUGAGAUGCGUGGUAAAGCGUCCGCUAAAGCGAUGGAUGGUGCUGGAACCGAAGCGAAGGAUCGGAUCGAGAAGCGUGAUUCGGAAAAGUCACUCAAGAAGAGUGAUAGUAAUAAAUCGCUCGCAACAAUGGGCGGAAAGCCGAAGAAAAGUGACUCGAAGAGUUCGUUGAUCAACAAGCGAUCGGAUUCACGAUCCAGUCUUCAUCAAACUGCGGCCGGUGGUGGAGCUUCGGGUGGUGAAGCUUCAACAGGGGGUGGAGAUGUUUCCGGAGCGGAUCUUGGUGGCAAGAGUCCGCUCAAUUCUCUCACUGAGGGAGCUCCAGAUGUGGCCGUAAAGUCAGCUCGACCCACGCCAAAGCUCCAGAGUAAAGGAUCUCUGCUGAGCUUGAUCAGUUUGAAGGGUAGUAAGCGAAACUUGGAUCGUGGCGCAGGUGCAGGUGAAGUUGGACAACGUCCCGACACUGCCACGACUGCAGCAACCGCAAUUGAUGGUGCAAUGGCUUCCUCAACUCGGCUGCAGUCAGCCUCGAUUAGAAACGCACCCGGCACGGCCACCUCCGGUGGUGAGGGAGCAGCAGAAGAUAUGGUCGGAUCUAGGGCGGCCGGUAUGAACGAGAAACCCACCAGCACGAAACCACUCCGAAGGAUGAUGAGCCGUGGAUCGUUACUGUCGAUCAAAAGUAUUGCCCAUGCACGAUCCUUCACGAACAUUCGGCCACCGACGGCGGCCGGUGCUGCUGCGGCGGGAGCUGACGGGGAGCCCGGCAGUGGUGGCACGAUGCCACCACAAACGAUGCAGAAGGUACAGGAAGGUUCCCAGGAGCACGAUGAUACGACCGACACGGAGACGAGUCAUGGCGGAGGCGGUGCAGGUGGUGCGGGUGGUGAUGGACAAGGAUCGAUGGGCGUAGCAACGCACGAGCUUACGGUGGCCGGUGACGGUGAAGGUGAGAAGGUAUCGAACGAGUACAAUGGAGAGCACCGAAUGAAGUCACCGAUGGCGGAGCACAAGCAGCAGCAAGGUAGCCGUAGUCCGGGAAUGGAUAACGUUUCAAGUGCCAACACGGAGUCGAUGCGUGAUCGGACGAUGGGUCAGGAGGGACCGGGUGGCACCAGCAACAGCGACGAGUUUGACGAGGACGAACAGGCCAAGUGUUCGAAAUGUUGCUGUGCCUGCUGUGCACCUUGCUGGACACGGACCUGCCUACCGUUUAGGCGAUGUUUCCGGAGCUGCAGUUCAUGCUGUGGCGGUGGUCGAAAUCGCCUCGGCAAGCGUAAAGCGGACGGUCAACUGGUAAACGAGAAGGAGCCGAAGAAGGCAACGGACAAGGAACCGGGCAAGAGUUGCUGGGAACGAUUGUUCGGUUGCUGUAGACGGUGCCGCAACUCAAAGACGGCACCGGAAUCUACCGCGAUUGUACAGCGAGCACCGGCUGGGGCGGAUUCGAAGCCGAAAUCAUCCUGCUGGCAGUCACUCAACUGUUGCGCCAGUUGUCGCCGGAAUAAGUCUCGUGAGCUAGUGCCUCGUUCCUCGAUCGAUAGCGAUCCACCGACGGAAGACCAAUCCAAAUGUCGCACGUGCUGGAGUAAGCUGCUGUGUUGCUGCCGACCGAAACCGGCCGACGGUAAAAGUAAACAGAUCAAACGCCACAAGAUGGAGGAACCGGUCGAGAUGGAGACGGUCAAGUGUUGCUUCUGCUUCAAGCGCCAGCGCCCGAAGGUGAAGGCGAAACCGAAAAAGAAGGUUCCGGUAAAGUCAACCUUCAACUGUCUGAGCUGCUGUAUGAUGUGCUGCAAAAAGAAGGGUGACAACCAGAGCAGGCGGACGAGCAAUCUGAGCAAGAAGCAGAGCAUUGCGCCAACGAUUCCACCGGAGGACUUGCGGCCAAAAAUUGAUAUGUCACUGGUCGAGCACUCCUCUUUGAUGCGUGGUGCUAUUCCGGUACUUCCAAUCUGUUUGGCUUACUUCUGUUUGUUCCUAAACGUAGUCUUACCCGGCACCGGGACAGUACUGUCCGGUGGGCUUUGUCUGUGCAUCGGUAAACCACGCUUUUCCCAGCACGACUCGAUAAAGGGCCGCAUCGGUUCGUUCAUCAUCAACUGCAUCGUUGGCGUUUCGCAAUGCUUCACCAUCAUCUUCUGCGUCGUCGGGUGGGGAUGGGCCAUCUGGUGGGGUACGAUCAUGAUACGGUUGGCAAGACAACAUCGAAAGAUCCUGGAGAUGGAAGCCGCCCAAGAGGAAGGUGAAGAACAAACAACGCUCUCUAACCGGACCGGUGCAUCCAAUCCACCGGUAGCGUUAGUGUCCAAAACGCAUCGCGACGUCGAAACGGGUCGGUAG
Anopheles maculipalpis is the source of this 5292-nucleotide messenger RNA. RefSeq names its product protein stum (gene stum). Lineage: Eukaryota; Metazoa; Arthropoda; Insecta; Diptera; Culicidae. Gene Ontology annotation, cellular component: sensory dendrite. The record is from RefSeq and is a predicted model, not a curated record. Gene Ontology annotation, biological process: taxis; sensory perception of mechanical stimulus; proprioception. The transcript is spliced from 9 exons. Bases 1 to 5292 code for a protein of 1763 amino acids.